This is a messenger RNA of Onthophagus taurus, 915 nucleotides long. The record is from RefSeq and is a predicted model, not a curated record. NCBI's taxonomy places the organism in Eukaryota, Metazoa, Arthropoda, Insecta, Coleoptera, Scarabaeidae.
AUGUAUCGAAUGAAUCAAUCGGAAGCUGAUAAAUGGGUGUGCGAAGCUGAACAAAAACUAUCGUUAAACACCGGGAUAAUGAGAUUUUUCUUCGGGGGCCAAAAAAAAAUUGAUGAUGCCAUCGAGUGUUACAAAAAGGCGGGAAAUUUAUACAAAAUUUCGAAAAAUUGGGCCGAAGCAGCCGAUUGCUACUCAAAAGCGGCCACUUUAACCGGAUCUCACGAAAAUAAUAAUAAACACCAAGCCGCUUUGGACUACGAACAAGCAGCGAUUUGCUUUAAAAAAAUUAACGCCCAACCGGAAGCCGAAAAAAAUUAUUUAAAAUCGAUCGAUAUCUAUUUAGAUUUAGGAAGAUUUAACACCGCGGCGAAAAUGCAUGAAAAUAUAGCGGGGAUGUACGAAAAUGAAUCGGAGGAAGUCGGAAAGAUGUUGUAUCAUUACGAAAAAGCGGCCGAUUUUUACAAAGGCGAAGAAAGUUGCUCAUCGGCGAAUCGAUGUUUAUUAAAAAUCGCUCAACAUUCCGCCGAAAACGAACGUUACGAACAAGCGAUUCAUAUCUACGAGAAAAUCGGGACGUAUUCNUACGAGAAAAUCGGAACGAAUUCCUUGAAAAGCAGCCUUUUAAAAUACGGCGCGAAAGAAUACUUUUUUAAAGCUGCAAUUUGCCGACUUUGUUUGGAUCCGGGAGAAACAGGAAAACAUUUAGAGAAAUACGUUAAAAUCUAUCCCGCAUUCGGCGAUUCCAGGGAAUACAAAUUUUGUUCAAAUUUAAUAAAAAACAUCGAAGAACAAAACGUCGAUGGCUUAACAGAUGUCAUUAAAGACUAUGACUCAAUGCAAACCCUAGAUCCGUGGUACACCACUUUAUUGCUUAGGAUUAAAAGGAAAUUAGCUGAUGAACCUGAUUUACGUUAA